This is a messenger RNA of Neocloeon triangulifer, 2191 nucleotides long. Its product is annotated as polymerase delta-interacting protein 3-like. Lineage: Eukaryota; Metazoa; Arthropoda; Insecta; Ephemeroptera; Baetidae. The transcript has 6 exons. The record is from RefSeq and is a predicted model, not a curated record. Gene Ontology annotation, cellular component: nucleus. Gene Ontology annotation, molecular function: mRNA binding. The coding region runs from base 184 to 1341 and encodes 385 amino acids. Gene Ontology annotation, biological process: mRNA export from nucleus.
AACUUUUCCGGCUCGUUCAUCAACAAGCAACAACAAAACACACACGGCGAAACAUUAGAAAUAUUCGUGGAAAAAUUCGGUUUUCCAAAUUUGUUUACAGAUUUUAAGGCUAUUGACUGUUCCGCGUCUCUCAAGAUACCCUACGUUUGUUUCUCGUGAGACUGAACAGCUUUGAUAGGAAAGAUGAACCAGACUUUGGACGAUAUUAUCAAGAACAGACGACUCGUUUCCAAGGCAGGUGGAGUCAGAACCAAGUUCAACACGUUCCGCAGUACUGCCAGCGUUGGAGGUGGAUUGGUAACGAAAAAGGCAGGUCGCCUUGGGAUUGCGAAACCGGCACCUACAAUGGCCAGCAGGCUGGGCGACGCAAGAAUGAAGAUCAUCGCUAAGAAGAGGCAGAAUUUGGUCGACGCCAGAGACCAACUGAAUGAAAUUGCCAGGCAGUCGGACGCCCGUGAUAAGCUGACCAUGAUCAGGGCAAAGAAACAAGCUGACAAACCAAAAUCUCUUUUCACAAAAGCCUUGGGGGGCUUGAAAAGUGGCGGUGCCGGAAAGGGCAGGGUGAGAAACAAAAACAGAGCCAGCGUCGGAUUUGUAACUAAGAGGCAGCAAGUAAAGCCAGCGAAGGCAGUUCCCCUUGCAGCCUUGACCAGAACUGUGUACCAAGAUCCUGCCCCGAGAAACUAUCUACAGAUUGGAAGACUCGGCCGUGCUCAACCUUUACACGACAUUGAUGUUGACGUUUACAACGAUUUGGACGCAGUUGAGAGACGCUCACCUCCCAGGCGAAGAGAGCGUAUGCCUGACUACGAAGAGUUGCUGGCUAUGUACGCAAGGAACAAACUUCAACGCAAUGUUCCCGAGCCUGUGGCCAGAAGACCUGCUGCCCCAAGCCAGCCCAUCUACAGGAAAACCAGUUCGAGCAUGAGGAUGGAUCAGUACUACAAGGAAGAGUCUGAGGAAGAGGAAGUGGACGAAAUGGAGUAUGAAGAUGACGGUCCACCUCAGCCAACCAAGUUCAUGGGAAGGACCAUCCAGACAAAAGCUCAUCCCACCACCAACAUGUUCAGAAGAGUGCAAAGUUCAAAUGUUGCACCUCCCAGGGCUUAUAAGAAGCCUCCUGGGCACAAAGUUCGUGUCUCCAACCUUGCACCCAGUGUUACAAGAGACGACAUUAUGGAGCUGUUUUCUGACCCUGGUGAAUUGAACAGUUGGGAAAUUUAUCCUGGGGGCAUUGCCGAGGUCUACUACAAAGAGCGAGAUGAUGCCAUUCACGCUGUUGACUCGUACCACAAACGCUUGUUGGACGGCAAACCCAUGACCGUCACCUUUGUGGAAUAGUGCUUAGCAGACUAAAGCAAAGCCCGUUUUGAGCAAAGAGUGGAACUAUUGUGUUAGUCGAACACUUUGAUCUGACACUCUUGCAGCUCGGUUGAAACAACCAUGGAUUUACUGAUUUACUUUUCUACUCUCAAAUUUGUAUGAUUGUGCCUCAAUGCAACAAGUUUUCGUUUUUGUGACUCACAAAAAAAAAUAAUUUUGUUAAGUUGGUGAAAUGAAACCAAGCACAUUAAAAAAAAUCUUGUAAUUUUAUUGUAAGAAUUAUCAGCUCUUUUUAUAAUUAGGCACAACCAUUGGUAAACACGUUAACUUGCAAUUAAUUCAAUGAAUCGACGCUCUUGAUUUCUGCAGUCUUUAUUGCUGUUCUUCCUUUUACAAAGGAGUGUCCCGUUUGUCCGUAAUGUCGAUCACAAUUAUAUAUUGUCAAAAUAAAGUUAGUAAAUACUUAUAAAAGAUAAAAACGUUAGUUGUGCAAUCUCUCUUAAACAUUCCUAAAAUAUAUUUCUGUACUCUGAUAAUGAUAAUUCUUUUUAUAUGGCGUUAAGAUCAUCUUCAGUGAUAACUUCAAGUACUAGUAUACCCCGUGGGGUUUCGUCUUCAUACCCAGGCAAGCCCAAGUCGGCCCUGAUGAUUGUGGACUGGUGGUUGACAGGGGCAAGAAUCUGUGCUUGUCCCAACAGAACGUCUGGUAUCAGUGGACGGUGGCUGUAAACUCGGGCGGACAUUGGGAUGGCUGGAGUGCGGCGGUAAAACACGUACGAGCCCUCCCACGAUGGGUUGUUGUCAUGCUCAACGUGCUUCGUUUCCACACUUACUCCCUCGCACUUAAUCACACAGUAUGGAUUGCACU